Ictalurus furcatus (blue catfish) is the source of this 1395-nucleotide messenger RNA. RefSeq names its product stem-loop binding protein (gene slbp). Gene Ontology annotation, biological process: mRNA transport; mRNA 3'-end processing by stem-loop binding and cleavage. The record is from RefSeq and is a predicted model, not a curated record. The transcript has 8 exons. Bases 76 to 993 code for a protein of 305 amino acids. Gene Ontology annotation, molecular function: histone pre-mRNA stem-loop binding; mRNA binding. Lineage: Eukaryota; Metazoa; Chordata; Actinopteri; Siluriformes; Ictaluridae. Gene Ontology annotation, cellular component: cytoplasm; histone pre-mRNA 3'end processing complex.
CAACUUUAUUACAGUCACGAGCAGUGCUCCUUCCUUCGAAAAGGCGGGGUUUAUCGCACUCCCACUUUACCCAGAAUGCUGUCGGGUGACCUCAUUGUUGACGGUCGCCACAGAGCGAAGGCGCGCGCUUUCUCAAACUCUCCGCAGCUUUCCGUCUCGCCUUCAGCUCCCCGUCAACAAGCGAUGUCUUCUCGCUAUAAACACUGCGCCGACAGUGACUGCAGGACUGAAGAAAACAGGAACAAAGGACAAAGAUGGUCUCAUUGCAGGAAACGGGACGCUGAUGGGAACGUAAGAAGAUCCCGCGAUGAGUCUGAGACCCACACUUCAGAUGGAAGAGGAUCGAACAGGCCAGAAUGCUUCACAACUCCAGAAAGUGCAGGACCUAUGUCGAGAAUAAGAGACUGGGCAGAGGAGGUGGAGAAUGACGAAAUGCGCACUAGCGUUCGACGGGACAUGGAGCGUUACAGACGGCGGAUACUGACUGGAGAUUCUGUUCAAAGAGAGAGGAAAAUGUCAUCUGGAAGUUCAGACUCACGAGACUCCAGAGAUUCUCCUGUACCCGGGGACAUCGAGACUGACGAGACCGUCCUGAUGAGGAGACAAAAGCAGAUUAACUAUGGGAAGAACACCCUCGCCUAUGACAGAUACGUUAAAGAAGUUCCCAAGCACUUGAGAAAACCAGGGCUUCAUCCACGAACUCCCAACAAAUUUAAGAAAUACAGCCGCCGCUCCUGGGACCAGCAGAUAAAACUGUGGAAAGUCAAACUUCAUGCAUGGGACCCUCCUGCUGAUGAAGGAAGCGAUCUGCAAGCUGUAGAUCUGGGCGAGGUCAUGGACUUUGAGCUGGACGUGGAGUGCUCAGUGGAUCCUGACCCAGAAGCAUCGAGCUCAAAAUCUAGUAGUUCUUCAUUAUUCCCUGAGGUUGAUUUGUUGCGGGACUCAGGAACCCCCCACAAGAUGAUGAAGAUAGACGAAGCCGAGAUGGCUUAACUGCUCUCACUGAUGCUCUGAUAAUGCGAGAGAACUGUUAACGCACUGAACCUCACCUGAUUUUACUGUUAAUAUUCUAUGUUUAUGAUUGCUUUUUUUCUUUCUUUUUUUUUCUUUUUUUUUUUUUUACAAAAAAUAAGUACAUCUCAAAUACAUAAAAAAAAAUAAAAAUUCUUAGUGAAUUCAUAAACUAUGUAAUGUUAGUUGAAAAUAAAAAUUUGUUCUCCAUAUGGGCAAGGUUUUCAUAUCAAAGUGUUUGUUUUUCAUAUAUAAUUGUUGCAAAGUAUUGCUUUUAUUUUUUAUGGUAUUGUAAAUUUGACAUUUACAAUGCAUCUGUUCAAUAUUUAACCAGUUGUUUUAUAAGGGCCACCAUUUUGAAAUAAAGAAAUUAAUCUGAAAAGA